AUGUUCCUAUCAACGUACGAAGAUACCACGGCUAUGUGUGGGUACACAGCAGCCGAGAACAUCAUUCGUUUGAGAAACUGCUUGAAAGGAGAUGCGUUUAAUGCAGUUCGUAGUUUCUUAAUGCGACCAGAAACUGUAGGAAAAGCGAUCAGUGCAUUGACGUUGCGAUUCGGAAGACCGGAAACGAUUAUCGAGUAUUUGAAGGAGAAGAUUAUUGCGAUAUCACCCAUCAAAUCGGAUGCGAUGGAAAAGCUGGUUGACUACGCCUUGGAGGUGCAAAACCUUUGUGCCAUAAUACAAACUUGUGGCGGAAAGGAGCAUAUGUGUGAUACGACUCUGUUGGGGGAACUUGUCAAGAAGCUACCAUUGCGAAUUAAACUGGAUUGGGCGCGCAACAAAAGGACUAAAACGAAGGUGACACUGUUCACAUUCAGUCGUUGGAUAUACACCAUAGCAGAAGAUGUGAACGUGGUUUUCGAGCCUCAGUGUCGAUCUAGCAAGACUCAGGAGUCUCGAGAAAUCCGGAAAGAGCGACACGACAACACUCUCGCCGAAGUUCCUACCGAGGAUGGCAGAAAUAUGAACCAAUCCAUUCAUUAUACUCAAAGCAGUCCGCCGGGAGCCGAAGGAAAUAAACCCUGUCCAGCAUGCAGAGGGGAUUGCAAAUAUCUGGGGAAGUGCAAACGUUUCCUGGAGCUAUCAUACGAAGCAAGAUGGGCAACAUUUCGUGGAUUUAACUGCUGCCGCAAGUGUCUUAGGCAGCAUAGAGGUGGUUGCAAUUCUGGAGAGUGUGGAAAGCAUCACGUUCUGCUCCACAAAGAUUUGCCUGAAACAUCUGCAUCGACUAGUGUUUCUAAUCAGAACGAAGAACGCAAUGUUAAUACGCACCAGUCCACUACAGGGGUGCAGAUGAAGUGCCACCCACUCUUAGAUGACGGAUCAGAGUUGACACUCAUCGAUCAGCAACUUGCCGAAGAUCUGAAGCAGUCUGGGAAGGCUCAUCCAAUCUGUCUUAAGUGGACUGCAGGUACUCAUCGUUACGAAUCUGGUUCACACAGUGUCAACGUUGAAAGAAGCGGACAGGAAGGAAAGCGAACGUUACUACAAGAUGUAAGAACAGUCGAGGAAUUGCAGCUACCUUUCCAGUCGUUGGAUAUGGCUAAAGUAACGGAGAAACACGGCUGUCUGCGUGGAGUACUAGUGGAAUCUCAUUCCAAUGUUCGGCCGCGAAUACUAAUCGGUUUGAAGCACGCCAAUAUCAUGCUCGUUCGAAAAAGUCGCGAAGGCAGGAUGGGUGAAGGCUGUAAAAACGAACCUUGGUUGGACCGUAUACGCUGUAACCAACAAAGUGUUAUACAUCUAAACCAGAUGGUUAAAGAUUACUUUUCCCUUGAAAAUUCGGUGGUCAUACCGACGCAAUUUGAACGACUGUCGAAGGAGGACAAACUAGCCAUGUCUUUACUAGAAUCCCGCACACACUUCAAUGGAGAACGUUAUGUAACGGGGCUGCUGUGGCGUACUGAUAAAGUUCGAUUACCAGAUAACAAAACAAAUGCUAUUCGCCGUUGGAGAUGCUUGGAGAAACGCCUGGAGAAGGAUAAAGAGUUGUCGAAAAUAUUGGACGAAAAAAUCAAGGACUACCAACCCAAAAACUACGUCUGUAAACUUUCCACAGAGGAACUCUCACGAAAGCACGAACGGGUAUGGUAUCUGCCCUUUUUUGCGGUAUACAACCCAAACAAACCUGGCGAGAUCGUGGGGGAUGCUGCUGCAUCAGUAUAUGGACCAUCCCUAAAUUCGACACUCCUCACUGGUCCGGAUCAGUUAGCGUCGUUGGUGAGUAUCUUGUAUCAGCUUCGCGAGCAUCGAAUUGGUCUCUGUGCCGAUAUAUGCGAGAUGUUCCACCAGGUGGGGAUCAUCACCGAGGACCAGCAGUGUCAGCGAUUUCUUUGGCGCGAUAGUGAGGAACAUGGUGAACUAAGCACUUACGUCAUGCAGGUUAUGACCUUCGGGGCGAGCUGCUCCCUGGCUACAACGCAAUUUGUGAAGAACAAAAAUACCGAUAAGUUCGAAGCAGUGACGGUCAUUAAGGAAGGACACCUUUUGGAUGAUAUGGUCGCAAGCGUCGAAACAGAGCAGGAAGCAGUUGCGCUGGCUGAAUCAGUUCACUUUAUCCACAAGCAGGGUGGAUUCGAAAUUCGCAAUUGGGUUUCCAACUCACCGCUGGUAUUAGCCAGAAUGCACGAACAGCAAACAAGGGAAAAGGAUCUGAACAUAUGUGCUGAACUGUCGAACCAGAAAAUCUUCGGAAUGUAG
This is a messenger RNA of Topomyia yanbarensis, 2316 nucleotides long. RefSeq lists its product as uncharacterized. The record is from RefSeq and is a predicted model, not a curated record. The coding region runs from base 1 to 2316 and encodes 771 amino acids. NCBI's taxonomy places the organism in Eukaryota, Metazoa, Arthropoda, Insecta, Diptera, Culicidae. The transcript is spliced from 3 exons.